AUGUCCAUCUCACAAGAAUUUGCUUACAAAGAAAGACCAGAUGUUUUGGUUCUUUUUGAUGUCGAUGGUACUUUAACUCCGGCUAGAUUAACCAUCUCUGAUGAAGUCAAAGAAACUUUAGCCAAAUUAAGAAAGAAGGUCUGUAUUGGUUUUGUUGGUGGUUCUGAUUUAAGUAAACAAAUUGAACAAUUAGGUCCAAAUGUCUUAGAUGAAUUUGACUAUUCUUUCUCUGAAAAUGGUUUAACUGCUUACAGAUUAGGUGUUCAACAGGCUUCUCAAUCCUUCAUUAACUGGAUUGGUGAAGAAGAAUACAACAAGUUAGCUGUUUUCAUCUUGAAAUACUUAGCCAAUCUGGAUUUACCAAAGAGAAGAGGUACUUUCUUAGAAUUCAGAAAUGGUAUGAUUAAUGUUUCUCCAAUUGGUAGAAACGCCAGUACUGAAGAACGUAACGAAUUUGAAAAAUACGACAAAGAACAUCAAAUUAGAGCUAAAUUCGUUGAAGCUUUAAAGAAGGAAUUCCCUCACUUAAAAUUAACUUACUCCAUUGGUGGUCAAAUUUCCUUUGAUGUCUUCCCAACUGGUUGGGAUAAGACUUACUGUUUGCAACAUGUUGAAAAGGACGGUUUCAAGGAAAUUCACUUCUUUGGUGACAAGACUUUUGAAGGUGGUAAUGAUUAUGAAAUCUAUGUUGAUGAAAGAACUAUUGGUCACUCUGUUUCCUCUCCAGAUGAUACUGUUAAAAUCUUAAACGAAUUAUUUAACUUAUAA
Molecule: messenger RNA, 768 nt
Organism: Arxiozyma heterogenica
Lineage: Eukaryota; Fungi; Ascomycota; Saccharomycetes; Saccharomycetales; Saccharomycetaceae
Gene: SEC53
Product: phosphomannomutase SEC53
Exons: 1
Coding region: 1-768 (255 amino acids)
Biological process (GO): mannose metabolic process; GDP-mannose biosynthetic process; protein N-linked glycosylation
Cellular component (GO): cytosol
Molecular function (GO): phosphomannomutase activity
Source: RefSeq, a predicted model, not a curated record